AUCAGAAUCAUUAAAUUGUAAAUUCAGUUAAUUUUUUUUCCAAUUAGUAUCGAAAUUUCAAAUUUCGAUUAAUCGAAUCGAUUAGUCGAUUCAAAUUCGAUUAUGCUCCAACUUCACUUCGCUAGCAUCAAAAUCGCGGGAGAGCGCCGUAGGGCGGGUCGAUAACUGAAAAACGUAACUAAUUUCAGUUUUUCUCGUAUUUAAUUUAGUUUUCACGGUUAAUUUGAUUAAAGUUCUAUUAAAGAAAGUUUAUUUUUACAUAAAAAGGAAGUGUUUAAUUAGUGCCGGUAAUUUUUUUUGCAUAAAAAUAGUGAAUUAAAAUUUUUUGCAAAACGGACAUAACCUCAAUUUGAAAAAAGUCGAACUGUGCGGUUUUCGUUACUGAUUUCAGUGUUGUGUUUUAAAACAAGAAUAAGUGUUUUAUAAUACAGUGUUUUGUGUUGUGAAAAGUUAAAAUGUGGAUGGAAUUAUCAAUUAAAAGAUCUAAAAAUCCCACGAUGGAUGCGAGGAGGAAUCAAAAGUUUGGAGAAAUUCACAAAAAAUGGUUUGAAAUAAAGGGAUCGCAAUUUGAUGGCAAACUACGAUUAUCACCAGCAAUUACGUAAUGUCGUAUGGCGUAUGGCUUGCCCUAUGGAAUGGCCUUACAUAAAAUUAUUAUCUGCUUUCUGCUGCCUAUCUUCCUUUAUUUGUUAAUUGUUUCUGAAGGUUCAGAAGUGCCGAGGGUUGAACCUGAACCGGAAUUUCAAAUGCCUCUUGGAAAUUACACAGUUCCACAAGGUCGGGAAGUUGUUUUUACCUGUGUCGUUAAUCAUCUUCAAUCUUACAAGGUUGCUUGGAUAAAAUCAGAUUCGAGAGCAAUUUUGGCUAUUCAUACUCACAUGGUUGCACAUAAUCCGCGGCUGUCAGUCACUCAUAAUGGAUUUAACACGUGGAAGCUGCACGUGGCCAAUGUCCAGGCGAAUGAUUCUGGCACGUAUAUGUGUCAAGUUAACACCGAUCCAAUGAGAAGUCAGACCGGCUACAUGAAUGUUGUAAUUCCACCGGAUAUAAUGGAUCUCGAUGAGAAUUCCGACCGUUUAACAACCGAGGAGAAAGGUGAGAUUCGUCUCCGUUGCAAUGCUACUGGAACUCCUGAACCGGAAAUCACUUGGCGCCGAGAGGAUGGCAAGAACAUUACUUUAAGACAUAAAAAAGAACAACAAGUCGUGAAAAUACACCAUGGUAAGCAGCUGCACCUGACGGGUAUCCUAAGACAAGAGAUGGGAUCGUAUCUCUGUAUCGCAUCGAAUGGAAUACCUCCCUCGGUCAGCAAGAGGUAUUACGUAAACGUUUUGUUUAAACCGACAGUAACAAUUGAUAAUCAAUUAAUAGCAGCACCAAUUGAUAAAAAUAUAUCCCUACUAUGUUAUGUUGAAUCAUCACCAAAAUCAAUGAACGUUUGGUACAAAGAUAACGGCAAGAAAAUAUUACCAAGUGAAAAAUACAAUUUACAAGAAUUCCAAGUGAAUGAUUACACUUUUCAGUCAAAUUUAACGAUAAAAAAUUUAAAGCUAAGUGAUUUUGGAAGAUAUUCAUGUUUUUCGGAAAAUGCUCAUGGAAAAGAUCAAGUAACAAUUGGACUUCAAGAAUUACAUUUGGAAAAAACAACGGCGGCUUCAAUUCGAACAACUGAAUUAUCAUCAUCGGGAAAUGGAUAUAAAAAAUAUAAUCUUAAUGAAAAAAAUGGAAGAAAAUAUAAUAUGAAUUCAUUCGGUAGAGAAAAGACGCAAAAUUUUCUUGGAAAAGUUGAAAAGUCAAAUAAUAAUAAUAAUAAUAAUAGCAUUCAAGCACCAAGAACAAAAUUGUCGAAAGCUGUUGCAACGAAAAUUUUAAAUCCCCCAUCCUCACAUCCCGCACUUUCGCCAGCUUCGGCUCAUUUUCCACCAGUUGAUUUUGAUAUGUAUAAUAACAAUAAUAAUAAUGCAACAUUUUUAGGAAAUUUUUCUUUAAACUGGCUACGAUUAAUUGUUACUUUAUUGACUCUAUUAAUUUAUUUUUAUUGAAAAUGAAAAAAAAAAAUUCCGUAUUUUAUUUAUUUAAUUUUUAAAUUAAUUUUAUCCAAAAAGAAAAAAAUAAUUAAGGGACCCAUAACGCAUAAUCAAAAAUUCAUUUAAUUAUAAAAUUCGAAUUUUGUAAUUUAAUGUAAAUAGUAGUGAAGAAUUUUAUGAAAUUAAUUUUCUUUUUUAAUUGUAAAUAAGUGUAGAAAAUUGAAGUUAAUUUAAACUAUUGGCAUUAUUAUUUCUUUUUGAAAAUGUUAAUUAAUAUGUACAAUAAUAUUAACUAUUUACACUAAUGGAAAAAUAAACUUCGAUUCUUGUGUAAAUAAUA
Molecule: messenger RNA, 2367 nt
Organism: Leptopilina boulardi
Lineage: Eukaryota; Metazoa; Arthropoda; Insecta; Hymenoptera; Figitidae
Product: lachesin-like
Exons: 10
Coding region: 612-2042 (476 amino acids)
Cellular component (GO): neuron projection
Source: RefSeq, a predicted model, not a curated record